AUGCGAGAUUUUCUCGACGUUGCCGUACCCGGUUAUAAGGGACCACUUCGUCAUACAGUUCGGCGCCGUUUAGCAACACUAUAUCAUCAAGAACCUGACCGACUUCGAGACACUCUAUCCACGAUCCUCGACAUCUCGAAAGGGAAUGCGACAACAAGAAUAGCGUAUGACGACGGAGAUUAUGAGACUGAUGAAAAUCUGGCUGACGAUGGAAGUGAUUGCUCAACAGAGUAUGAUUCUGAUGGCGACUCAUCGAAGAACGAAGAUGAAACGUCAUCGAAAGAAGAAGAUUUGACCGAGGAAAGCCAAGCUGACGAUGAUGAAGAGUCUUCCGAAAUCGAUGAUUUAGAACGCCGUAAAGAAUUUGAGUUGUUAAUGAAAAUAAAUAGUUUGUUAGAAGACGUACGAGCAAUGAUCACUUUCAUUCGGCGAUCGAGCAUUAUUCAUGCACAUGUUCGUAUACAAGCAAAAAAUCAACUGCACUGUGAACCCAAACGUAUUGACCAAAUAGCGAAUGAUUCCGAAGCGUCGAUGCUCAAGAUGAAAAGUCCCGAAUUAGUACUCGAUUUUAUUGUUCGAUGGAACAGCACCUACACCAUGGUUAAACGUUUUAUUGGUUUAAAACGCGUAUUAGAACCAUUUGUAUACGCAAUCGAAAUGCUAUCUGGGAGAAAUUGUCCAACAAUGGCCCUCGGACGAUUUGUACUAAAUUCGUUAAAGCAUUUUUUAUUAACAGAUUUGAAUACCGCCGAAUUAGAUGCCGUAAUCGAAAGGUGUCUAUGUACAAAAUUUACGUAUUAUUUUGAAACUAUAUUACCAACUAAGCAGCAGGAGUUGGCUCUGGUUGCUUCCUAUUUUCACUCUUUCACGUACAAAUAUCUCAAAGACGAUGAGAAACGAGAAGCCAAAAAACUGAUUUUUGCUGAUCUUCAACCAGAAAAAGCUGUAUCAGAAACUCCACAGCCGUCUCCGCCGAGUGUACAGUCUCAAGCAACUACGAAAAAAAAAUUCGCAAAUAGAUGA
Molecule: messenger RNA, 1023 nt
Organism: Didymodactylos carnosus
Lineage: Eukaryota; Metazoa; Rotifera; Eurotatoria; Philodinida; Philodinidae
Source: the annotation of a GenBank genome assembly